AUGUUUCGUCGCCAUUGUGUAGUUGUCGAGUGGAUGUCUAAACAUUCUGAAUUUGAAUGGAUAUUAUUUAUUGAUGGAGAUGUAGCUGUUAUUAAUCCAAAUCAUUCUUUAUUUGAAUAUAUUAAUGGAGAACAAAUUAUCUUUUAUGAUAGAAUAUAUAAUCAUGAAAUAAUGGCUGGAAGUUAUUUAGUUAAGUGAGUAAUAUAUUACAUUAGAGUUGUAAGAUUUCCUAGAAAUUUUCUCUGAAUUUCCUGCUUUUUGUCGUAUACAGUAGUGAUGUUCGGGAGUUAAAAAAAACGAGAGUCGAGAUCAGAGUUAUAAGAUUGAUAUCCCUCAUAAUCACCAAAAGUCCCUUUAUAUCCUUCAUAAUCCCCCAAAAUCCCUUGAAUCCCUACAUCCACAAUAAAUCUCUUACUCCCUCUAAAUCUCUCGAUAUCCAUCUUAAUCCACUGAUAUUCAGAUUA
This is a messenger RNA of Meloidogyne enterolobii, 464 nucleotides long. Lineage: Eukaryota; Metazoa; Nematoda; Chromadorea; Rhabditida; Meloidogynidae. The record is from the annotation of a GenBank genome assembly.